AUGUUGGUGAACUCGCUACGUCAUUUGACCAGAUCUUCACUCAGGAUAAGGUCAGUUGGCUUGUUACCACAACUGAAGUGUCAGUUUUCAACUUUCAGUCGCUCAAACUUUCGUCAAUCACUCCUCCUAUAUUCGAAAGGCUCUAAAAAUAAGGAACCGGAAAAUGAUGGAAAAGACAAAGAGAAAAAGCGAGAUGAAGAUGAGGAGGAGGAUCCCGAUUUAAAGAAGUUUAGAGAAAAGUUUCAAAAAGAGCAUCCCGAUGUUGAUCCAUCUAACAUAAAAAUGAAAAUUGUUAAAAUUGAUCAAUUUAAGAUUGGUAGAUUUCUUUUAACAACUGGUCUAUUAGCGGUUGCGCUUAUGAUGUUAUCUUCUGACCAACCAGCAUAUGAUCGAUUAUCGUUCCAGGACUUCGUAACCAAUUAUUUAGAAAGAGGAUUAGUUACGAAAAUUUCAGUCGUUAAUAAAUUUGGUGUUGAAGCCGAGUUAGUGCCAGGCGCGGUCAGCUCACAGACAGCUCAUGGCCCUCAUGGCAAUCCAAUAGUCCAUUUCACCAUUGGAUCUAUAGAAUAUUUUGAGGAUGAAAUGAAUAAGAUCCAAGACCGUUUGAAUAUUCCUUUAAAUGAAAGAUUACCUAUACUGUACGAAGAGAGAGGUUCGUGGAUGUCGUACAUUAUGCCAAUCCUUCCUACUGUUUUAUUGAUUGGAGGGUUGUGGUACAUAACUAUGAAGAGGGGCCCUGCCGGCAUGGGAGGUCCAGGGGGACCAGGUGGUGGUCUUUUCAAAAUAGGAAAAUCCAAAGCAAGAUUAUUCAAUCAAGAAAAUGAAGUUAAAAUCAAAUUCAAGGACGUUGCAGGCUGUGAGGAAUCAAAAGAAGAAAUUAUGGAGUUUGUUAAGUUCCUUCAAGAUCCCCAAAAAUAUGAAAAAUUAGGUGCAAAAAUCCCUAGAGGUGCUAUUUUAUCAGGUCCCCCAGGUACUGGUAAAACUCUUUUGGCCAAAGCAACAGCUGGUGAAGCUGGCGUUCCUUUUUUGAGUGUCUCUGGUUCUGAAUUUGUAGAAAUGUUUGUCGGGGUUGGUGCGUCCCGUGUGCGUGAUUUGUUCAAAACUGCUCGUGAAAUGGCACCGUCAAUCAUAUUCGUGGAUGAAAUUGAUGCCAUUGGUAAAGAAAGAGGUAAUGGAAGAAUGGGAGGAAAUGAUGAGCGUGAAAAUACGUUAAAUCAAUUGUUAGUUGAGAUGGAUGGUUUUGAUUCGAGUGAUCAUGUCGUUGUAUUGGCAGGUACUAACCGUCCUGAUAUCCUUGAUAAAGCUUUGCUUAGACCUGGAAGAUUUGAUAGGCAUAUCUCAAUAGAUGUUCCAGAUGUUGAGGGACGUAAAGCUAUCUUCAAGGUACAUUUGGCAAGAUUAAAGUUAAAAUCUAUUGAACAUAUUCGUAGCAAUAAUAAAGACGUUGACUAUACGAAAUAUCAAGAAUUGAAAGAUGCAGAGAUCGAAAACUUGGCUGGUCGUUUAGCAGCUUUAACUCCUGGAUUCGCGGGUGCUGACAUUGCAAACUGUUGCAACGAGGGUGCUUUAAUUGCAGCAAGAGAAGAUGCCGAGUCUGUAGACAUUCAUCAUUUUGAACAAGCAAUUGAAAGAGUCGUCGCCGGAUUAGAACGAAAAUCCCGUGUCCUUUCUCCACAGGAGAAGAAAACAGUUUCCUACCACGAGGCAGGGCACGCUAUCUGUGGAUGGUUCUUGAAGUAUGCAGACCCGCUAGUUAAAGUCUCAAUUAUUCCUCGUGGCCAAGGCGCUUUGGGUUAUGCUCAGUAUUUGCCUGAUGACCAGUAUCUAAUUUCGCAAGAGCAAUUCAGGCAUAGGAUGAUUAUGGCUUUAGGUGGAAGAGUCAGCGAAGAAUUGCAUUUCGAUACAGUCACAAGUGGAGCCCUGGAUGAUUUUAAGAAAGUUACACAGAUGGCCCAACAAAUGAUUUUGAAACUAGGAAUGUCACCAAAGUUGGGUCAAAUCUGUUAUGAUACUGGCGAUGCUUCAGGAGGAUUCAAAGUGCAUAAAAAUUAUUCUGAGACAACAGCUACAAUGAUUGACAAUGAAGUUAAGAGAUUAAUUGAUGAAGCAUAUAAGGAGUGUCAUAAGUUGUUGACCGAAAAGCUUCCACUUGUUGACAAGGUGGCAAAAGAAUUAUUUGCAAAGGAAGUCCUUACUCGCGAGGAUAUGAUUAAGCUUUGUGGCCCAAGGCCAUUUGAAGAAAGAAACGAUGCAUUUGAUAAGUACCUCAAAGGUAGAGAUGCCUUUAAAGGCAAACCUAGUACUCCGGGCGGUGCACCUUCAUCGUAG
Messenger RNA from Hemisphaericaspora subhashii, 2328 nucleotides. It is a transcript of the gene AFG3, whose product is annotated as AAA family ATPase. The transcript has a single exon. The record is from RefSeq and is a predicted model, not a curated record. NCBI's taxonomy places the organism in Eukaryota, Fungi, Ascomycota, Pichiomycetes, Serinales, Debaryomycetaceae. The coding region runs from base 1 to 2328 and encodes 775 amino acids. Gene Ontology annotation, cellular component: membrane; m-AAA complex. Gene Ontology annotation, biological process: protein-containing complex assembly; mitochondrial protein processing. Gene Ontology annotation, molecular function: ATP hydrolysis activity; metalloendopeptidase activity; ATP binding.